AUGGUAAAGGGAAAGGAAUCGGAAUUACCGUGCUAUAUUAGCUCAGUAAAACCCAACGUGGGAUAUCUUGAGGCCGAUGCAGGUGCCGUGAAUUUUAUUAAAACUAUCCUAUCGGUUUACAAGGGUAUUCUGCUCCCAAGCUCAAUCCGCGCAUUCACUAGGAGCAGUCGAGCCUGGAAGUCGUGA
Penicillium alfredii is the source of this 186-nucleotide messenger RNA. RefSeq lists its product as uncharacterized. NCBI's taxonomy places the organism in Eukaryota, Fungi, Ascomycota, Eurotiomycetes, Eurotiales, Aspergillaceae. Gene Ontology annotation, molecular function: acyltransferase activity. The transcript has 2 exons. The record is from RefSeq and is a predicted model, not a curated record. Bases 1 to 186 code for a protein of 61 amino acids.